AUGACGCUCUACUACAGUCUUGUUUUCGCACUUCUGGUGUUCGAAAUGGCGCUCUUUGCGACCUUGAUCAUCCCGCUGCCCUUCAAGCUGAAGCGUGGUCUCUUCACCUUCAUUUCGGAGAACCCGAUCGUGGCCAAGAUCCAAUAUGGCAUGAAGAUUACCUUCAUCUUUAUCCUCAUCCUCUUCGUUGACAGCGUCAACCGCGUCUACCGAGUCCAGGUUGAGUUGGCCAAUGCCAAGCACUCCGGUGCCGCCGCUGGUGUUGUUGCUGGCAGCGACCGUAUGGAGGUCCAGGCCCGCAAGUUCUACUCGCAGCGCAACAUGUACCUGUGUGGUUUCACCCUCUUCCUCUCACUCAUCCUCAACCGCACCUAUGUCAUGAUCCUCGACACUCUCCGGUUGGAGACCGAGGUCAAGAAGCUCAGGGGUGAGAACCCGGGCAGCGACAAGACCAGCUCCAAGCUCGGCGAGGCCGGUGGUAUUGGUGAGAUCGCUCGCCUGAAGAAGGACCUUGCUCAGCGCGACCGCGACCUCGAGACUUUGAAGAAGCAGAGCCAAGGUCUCACCAACGAGUACAACAAGCUCGGUGACCAACACACCGUCAACGACGGCAGCGUCAAGAAGGACAGGUAA
This is a messenger RNA of Dissoconium aciculare CBS 342.82, 633 nucleotides long. RefSeq names its product B-cell receptor-associated 31-like protein. The record is from RefSeq and is a predicted model, not a curated record. Gene Ontology annotation, cellular component: endoplasmic reticulum; endoplasmic reticulum membrane. Lineage: Eukaryota; Fungi; Ascomycota; Dothideomycetes; Mycosphaerellales; Dissoconiaceae. The transcript has 4 exons. Gene Ontology annotation, biological process: endoplasmic reticulum to Golgi vesicle-mediated transport; intracellular protein transport. The coding region runs from base 1 to 633 and encodes 210 amino acids.